Molecule: messenger RNA, 9587 nt
Organism: Labrus mixtus (cuckoo wrasse)
Lineage: Eukaryota; Metazoa; Chordata; Actinopteri; Labriformes; Labridae
Product: girdin-like
Exons: 36
Coding region: 278-6325 (2015 amino acids)
Biological process (GO): cytoskeleton-dependent intracellular transport; cytoplasmic microtubule organization
Cellular component (GO): centrosome; cytoplasm
Molecular function (GO): dynein light intermediate chain binding; microtubule binding
Source: RefSeq, a predicted model, not a curated record
AAAAUGUAAUUCCUUGUCUUUUAUCCUGAGGUAGCCAAGCCCCAGCCUUUGGGAUCUUGAACCAGGGUCUCGAGAAGAUUGUGGAUUAUCUUUUAAAAAACCCGGACGUGUUACACAGUGGCCUCUAGCCAAAAUGAGCGUCGAUUUAAUUGAAUCAAAUACAUGAGUGGAGCCUAAACAAACACACAUUUCUCCAAAAGGAGUGCACUGUGGUUCUUUUUUUUCCUCUUCUUCCACAUCUGCUGAAAUAAACGGCGCCCCAGUUGCCCUGGAAAAUAUGGAAAGUGAGGUUUUCACCCCUUUGCUGGAGCAGUUUAUGCUCACGCCUCUGGUCUGCUGGGUGAAGACUGUCGGGCAGACGACAGUGACCGAUGGCUCCAAACUAUCGGAAUAUGUUGAAUUGGUGGAUGGGAUUUACCUGAAUGAGAUCAUGCUUGAGAUAAACCCCAAAGCCACUGUGCAGAGGACGAACAAGAAAGUCAACAACGACCCCACACUACGCAUACAGAACCUCUCUAUACUCAUCAGGCAGAUUAAAGACUACUAUCAGGAGACUCUCCAGCAGCUUGUGAUGAUGCCUUUACCAAAUGUACUGGUACUGGGAAGGAACCCUUUGUCUGAGCAAGGUCUGGAGGAGACGAAAAAACUGUUGUUGCUGCUACUAGGCUGUGCUGUUCAGUGUGAGAGGAAGGAGGAGUACAUUGAGCGUAUCCAGACUCUGGACUUUGACACCAAAGCUGCUAUCGCAUCCCACAUUCAAGAGGUAACUCACAAUCAGGAGAAUGUAGUGGACCUGCAGUGGUUGGAAAGUGGGGAAAUACCUCCUGAAGACACGGACAGCCUCUCCAGGAACCUGGCUUUCCACCUCAAACGCCUGGUGGAUGAGAGGGACACACAACUGGAAACUAUAGUGGAGUUAACUCAGGAGAGAGACUGUGUGCAGCUCUCCCCACUGGCUCCCUGUCCAACCCAGUCUCCUGGGGACUCCCCCAGUAUGAGGAGGACCGAAAGCCGACAGCACCUCUCUGUGGAGUUGGCUGAUGCCAAGGCCAAAAUCAGACGCCUUAGACAGGAACUAGAGGAGAAGAGUGAGCAGCUCUUGGACACAAGGCAGGAGCUUGAGAACAUGGAGGUGGAGCUCAGAAAGCUUCAGCAAGAGAGCUUCCAGUUGCUGUCAGACGCUCGCUCAGCUCGGGCCUACCGUGACGAGCUUGAUGCACUCAGAGAGAAAGCAAUCCGUGUUGACAAGCUUGAGAGCGAGCUGAGUCGAUACAAGGAGAGACUUCACGAUAUUGAGUUUUACAAAGCCAGAGUGGAGGAGCUGAAGGAGGACAACCAGGUAAUGUUGGAGACUAAGGCCAUGUUGGAGGAACAGCUGGAUGCUAGCCGGACCCGGUCAGACAAACUGCACCUCCUGGAGAAAGAAAAUCUUCAGCUCAAAUCAAAGAUUCAUGACCUGGAGAUGGAGAGAGACAUGGACCGUAAGCGCUUGGAGGAGUUGUUGGAGGAGAACCUUGUGCUCGAGAUGGCCCAGAAACAGAGCAUGGAUGAGUCUCUGCAUCUGGGCUGGGAGCUGGAGCAACUAUCCAAGACACCAGAAAUGACAGAAGCCCCUCAGAAGUCUCUGGGUGAGGAGGUGAAUGAGCUGACCUCAAGUCGCCUGUUGAAGCUGGAGAAAGACAACCAGGCCCUGCUGAAGACUGUGGAGGAGCUUAGAGGAGCAGCCGGUCAGGAGACUGUCUCAAAACUAGCAAAACUCAACCAGGAAAACCAGAGACUGAACCUGAAAUUGGAGCAGCUGGAGAGUGAACUGACAGCAGACAGAGAUUCGCUCCGCAGCUCUGAGUCACUCAGUACUGACCUCAUGAAAGAGAAGGCUUUACUGGAGAAGACUCUGGAAACACUCCGAGAAAACUCUGAGCGACAGCUGAAGGGUCUGGAGCAGGAGAACAAGCACCUGGGACAGACUGUGUCGUCUCUGCGUCAGCGCUGCCAGGUCGGUGCUGAGGCCCGGGUAAAAGAUGUGGAGAAAGAGAAUCGAGUUCUCCAUGAAUCCAUCUGUGAGACCACCGCUAAACUCAAUAAAAUGGAGUUUGAAAGGAAACAACUACGUAAAGAGCUUGAGGUGAUGAAGGAGAAAGGUGAAAGAGCAGAUGAGUUGGAGAUUCAGAUGCAGAAGCUGGAAAGGGACAACGAGACCCUGCAGAAGAAAGUUGCCAGCCUUGGAAUCACCUGUGAAAAGGUGUCUUCUUUGGAGAAGGAGAACUCUGAGCUGGAGUUAGAGGGCCGUCGUAUGAAGAAGAAGCUGGAUGCUCUGAAGAACAUGGCCUACCAGCUGGAGGCUGUGGAAAAGGAGAACUCUCAGAUAGAGCAGGAGAACCUGCAGCUCCGACGCUCAGCUGAGAUUCUCCGGUCGGCGGGGGCUAAGGCCGCUCAGCUAGAAGCAGAGAAUAGGGAGCUGGAGAGUGAGAGGAGCCAGCUGAAGCGCAGCCUGGAACUGCUCAAAGCCUCGUCAAAGAAAACUGAGAGAUUAGAGGUGAGUUAUCAGGGCCUAGAUACGGAGAAUCAGCGCCUACAGAAGGCUUUAGAGAACAGCAGUAAGAAGAUCCAGCAGUUGGAGGCAGAGCUGCAAGAGGUGGAGACUGAGAAUCAAUCCCUACAACGCAACCUAGAGGAACUCAAAAUCUCCAGUAAACGCCUGGAGCAGCUUGAGCAGGAGAACAAGACUCUGGAACAGGAAAGCUCCCAGCUGGAGAAAGACAAGAAGCUUCUGGAGAAGGAGAACAAGCGACUGAGGCAGCAGGCGGAGAUCCGCGACGCCAAGCUGGAUGACGACAACCAGCGGAUCUCCUCCUUGGAGAAAGAGAAUAGGACCAUGGGCAAGGAGAUGAUCUUCUUUAGGGACUCCUGUACGAGAGUGAAAGACCUGGAGAGGGAGAACAAAGAGCUGGUCAAACAGUCCAGCAUUGAUAAGAAGACCCUUACCACACUAAGGGAGGAGCUUGUGAGUGAGAAGCUACGGACUCAGCAGAUGAAUAAUGAUCUGGAGAAACUGACCCAUGAACUUGAAAAGAUUGGGAUAAACAAAGAAAGACUGCUGCAUGAUGAGAGUUCUGACGACAGGUUUAAGCUCCUGGAAACCAAACUGGAGUCCACUCUGAAAUCAUCUUUGGAGAUAAAAGAGGAAAAGAUCGCCGCCCUAGAGGCCAGGCUGCAGGAGUCUUCGAACCUCAACCAACAACUUCGCCAGGAGCUUAAAACAGUGAAGAAAAACUAUGAGGCUCUGCGUCAGAGGGAGGAAGAGGAGAGGAUGGUGCAGAGCUCGCCCCCUAAAGGAGGGGAGGACCCUCAGGGUUUCAGUAAAUGGGAGAAAGAGAGCCAUGAAGCCACCAGAGAGCUGCUAAAAGUGAAAGACAGACUUAUUGAGGUCGAGAGGAAUAAUGCCACACUACAGGCUGAGAAGGCAGCCCUGAGGAGCCAGCUCAAACAACUGGAAACUCAGAGCUCCAAUCUGCAGGCUCAGAUAGUGGCCGUGCAGAGACAAACGGCUUCUUUACAGGAGAACAAUACAUCACUACAGACGCAGAACGCCAAGCUGCAGGUUGAGAACUCCACCCUAAGCUCGCAGAGUGCUGCCCUCAUGGCCCAGAAUGCCCAGCUGCAGACCCAGCAGACCAGCGUGGAGGGUGAAAGAGAAGGAGCUCUGAAGGACAAAGAAGAGCUGAGGUCCACCUAUGAGCUGCUGCUCCGUGAUCACGAGAAGCUGGCAGCACUCCACGAGAGGCAGGCAGCCGAGUAUGAAGCCCUGAUCGGGAAGCACGGAGGCCUGAAGAGCUCACACAAGAGCCUGGAGCAACAGCACAGGGAGCUGGACGACAAGUAUAAGCAGCUCCUGCAUAAGAAGGGAGAUCUGGAAGAGCUGGAUAAAAACCUGAAGGCCCAGCAGGAAAAAAUGGUGCUUGAAAAUCAAACAAACCAAGCCACAGCUGACCAGUGCAAACUGCUGAAAGAGGAGAAUGAUAGACUAAAUUCCAACAAUCGCCAGCUGUUGAGGGACAAUGAAAAUCUCCAGCAGGACCAUAAGAACAUUAAGAGCCAGCUGAACAGCGCCAAACUGGAGCAGACAAAGCUAGAGGCCGAAUUCUCUAAACUGAAGGAGCAGUACCAGCAGCUGGACAUCUCCUCAACAAAGCUCACUAACCAGUGUGAAUUGUUGAGCCAGCUGAAAGGAAACCUAGAGGAAGAGAAUCGUCACCUGUUGGACCAGAUCCAAACUCUGAUGCUGCAGAAUCGCACCCUGCUAGAGCAGACCAUGGAGAGCAAGGACCUGUUCUACGUGGAACAAAGACAAUACAUAGACAAGCUUAACGAGCUGAGGAGACAGAAAGAAAAACUUGAGGAGAAAAUCAUGGACCAGUACAAGUUCUAUGAUCCCUCUCCCCCACGCAGGCGUGGCAACUGGAUCGCUUCGAAGAUGAAGAAGCUGAUCAAGCCAAGGAGCAGGGAGAGGAUGCGUUCUCUCACUCUGACUCCUUCUCGUUCAGAGUGCGGUGAAGGUUUCCUCAGCUUCCCUGCGGACAGCCAGGACAGCUCCUCCAUCGGCUCUGGCUCCAACUCGCUGGAUGACACACUUACACAAAAGAGGAGCAGCAGGAAGAGAGGGCAGCAGUCACAUGCCCAAGGGCAGGGGUCCACCAAUGCAUUAAAAAGGUUGCCUUUCAUGAGGAACAGAUCCAAGGACAAAGACAAGGCCAAGGCCAUCUACCGGCGCUCCAUGUCCAUGAAUGACCUCCUGCAGACAAUGGCGGUAGCAAGCAGCAUCGAGAACCUUGAUGGCGCUGAGCCAGGAGACGAUGGCCUGACUGGGGGCAGCAGGCGCAGCGGGCAGCGCAUGAAGGAGCUCGCUUUUUCCACCAACGCCAUUGACUGUGCCACCCUCACACUCCCCAGUGCGCGGCACACCAGGGCCAAGCUACGCCUGCAGGUUAAAGAAAAUGCUUCCUGUGAGGAUGUGGCCGGCUCCAUAGAUGAACCAAAGAGUCAAGCCUCCAGACCCUCAAGUCUCCAUAGCAACAGGACCACCAGUAGUAAUAGUAACAAUAACUCCCACCUCACUUCUCCUCUGGAGGGCAAAGGCACGCUGAAUGGCAACCUCAGCAGGCCUCACAGUGAGAGCAGCGGCGAGUUUAGCCUCAGUUUGGACCAGGAGGUGUGGUCCAGCAGCGGCAGCAGCCCUGUCCAGCAGCCCAGCUCUUCCCGCUCCUCCCACCAGAGCCCCCUUCAGCUGCGCAGGUCCCUCGAUCCGUCCACUGCAGCAGGAAUCUCCGGUCAGACCCAGUCUAAGCCUCCAGAGAAAGAGGUGCUUUCCCUGCAACAGUUUCUGGAUGAGGGUAUUGAUCCUGCAGAGUCUGGCAGUCAGGAGAACCUCACAGUGGACUCUCCUCGCCUCUCCACUUCUUCUGAGCAUGUGCAGAAAGAACGCACUACCACAAAGGGGCGGGGCAUAUUACGCUCCUCCAGUGGAAGAGCAGCUCCUGUCAGCUCUGAUCGCCCACCUAAAUCUGCUGGACAACCGGGACGCCCCACCCUGCGUAAGGCGGAGAGCACCCGUGUGAGAGGCUCUGCCCCGAUCCGUUCCAGCCUGUCCUCACAGGGUAAAGCUACAUCUGUCUCCGAACGUCUGGACUCAGCCUCCUCCACGCUGCCCAGGGCAAGCAGCGUCAUCUCCACCGCCGAGGGCACCACGCGGCGUACCAGCAUCCACGACCUGCUCUCAAAGGACCAACGGCUGCCUGUCUCCGUCGAUCCUUCUCCUCCAGCCAAGGCUGGGGUCCGCUCCCAGCCUCCACCCAGUGAGUACCACCCCAAUAGCACCAACGUAAAAGGACUCUUCGCCACCUCAACCACCACCCACCCUCUGCCCAAGUCCCUCAGCUUACCCUGCCAUAGCCUGGAGGAUCCCGACCUCUCCACCCUUCAGUCUUUCCUGGGCCCGUCCUUCACUGUAGAGUCUGUAUUUAUGGACUCCAUCUUUAGUGAGUCGGCGGGCAAAAACCUCCCCUUCCUUUCUCUAAACCCCACCCUAGUCAGCAACAUAAGCGGGCCUCCUGUUACAAAUAAAAGCCACCCUCCUCCUCCUAACCCACACUGCAUUCCCACGCAAAACCCACCACCUCACAGCCAAUCAAACGGCCAGAUGAUAUCCAGUCCAGCCAAUGUGAAAGAGUUUAGUGAGGGAGUUGAUCCCGAUCAAGUGAAUAAUGGCGAGCAGUCACUGAGCCCAGAGGAUAAACAGUCCCUGUGGUACGAGUAUGGCUGUGUGUGAGUGACAGGGAGGAAUGACAUGAUGAAGAAAUGACAGAUCCUCCUCCUCUGCAUGUAUUUAUGAGAGCACUGUUUUUCUCUUUGUGGUGUUUUUGUUUCGUUCUUUUCUGUUGGUGCUGAGUCUCUUUGGAUUAUUUUUUCAGACUUUUUCUUUUCUUUGAGGUGGGACUUUGAUGAAUGUUCUUCUGGCUGAUAGCCUUGACCAUAUUAUUAUUUUAUUCAAUUUUGCUUCUAACACUAUAUUAUUAUCUGCAACUUUGGUUUCAUAGAUCCUGGUUUAGGCUUAGUAUGUAUGUUAAUAGCUUCAAUGAUAACUGAAGUAGAAGUAUUGGAGAUUCAGUUAAACACCUGAGAUGUGUGUCAGAAACAGCUGUCUCUGAUAGGAAGCGAAGCACUAUGGGACAUACUUUCUUAUAACAAAUUGAUAUCAGAAAUGUUGACUUUGCCCGAUAAUAGAUUCACUCAACACUUUGUUUGUCCUGAUGUUAGGAUGUAUCACUGCUUGAACCCAGUUGCAUCAUUUGCUAAGUUGCACGGCUUUUUCUGUCUGACCUGAAAGUUAAUUUUGAUUUCAGUGAUCAAAAUGGUCUUCAUGUUGAUCUCUUUUUUUUUUUUUUUUUUUCUUCUUUGAUGGUGUGACUUGUUUUGGGUUGUUUUUUUUGUUUUUGUUUUUUUACAUGUGAUGAUGAUGAUGGUGGUUUUUGUUUUUGCUCUGGUGGGUCUCUUUGGCUGGUGACAAAAUGAUGAAGCUUCAUUCUCAGAAUGAUGUCAGGGCAGAUGUAGUGGGGGAAGUGAAAGUUGACGAUGAAGGUAGCGAUGUAAGUGUGACCAGAAUGAUUCUUAGAUCUAGAUGGAGUUAUUUGAACAAAGAGUCAGUAAAGUAAGUUGUGAGUAUUUUUCUGAUUGUUUUGAGAAUGAAGCAAACAUCAUUUUCUCUGAAAACUGUAUGAACUCAUCAUGAUCUGCCACAAUGGAUAUGAAAAUGAAAAUGGGAAAUAUGUAAGAAUGGAGAUAAUAUUUGAUCAUGUUGUUUAGACUGACAAGAUCUUGUACAGAUUGUAGUAAUCGUUAAGUUAAUAUCAAUGACAAGCACUGCUAUAUGUGCCAACACUAGAAGUACUUUCUGCCUAAAGAUCCUUACUUCUUUAUUUAUUUCUGCUUUUUAACUCUGUACUGGCUGUUUUAAUGUUGCUUUACUAUAUUUAUCAUAAUCUUCAGUUUAUGCAGGUUUAAAGUACAUGAAAAUGUUCUUGUCACUGUCUACAGAUGUAACAUAAACAUUGCCUUUAUCCUACAGAUGUGGAGGGCAGAAAGUCUAAAAGCAGGAGUGGGGAGCCGCAGCAAAGCUGCUAACCCCGCCCCCCCCCCCCACCCUCGUCUGUCUGCUACCAUGCAGUGAGCGCAUGGUGAGUGAGCGCUGCUCGAGGAAGGGAUAUGGACUGGGGAGGAGGGUGGGGGUUCGGUCUUGUCUCCAUGGGAACCUAAAACAUGGUGUAACAGAUGUCAUCCAGCCUGCCGUGCACUUGCCUCCCGUGCUUGUCUAAGCCCACACUACUACUCCCCCUACUCGCUGUUCUGUUUGUAGUCCCACCGUCCCUGUGGUGCCAAACGUCUAUUCAGAGUCUGAUGGGACCCUGAUCCGUUUGGUGUAUGGGCUGUUUCACCAUCUCAGUGAAUAAACGCUUUGCCUGUUUGUUUUGCUAUAUCCCCCACAAGAGGAGUUCUCAGCAGCUCACCGUAUCCCUCCUCUGUGCUGCUUCUCGUGUUGUCGGUUACAUCGACUGCUAAGUGUUUCCUACUGGCGGAAAAAAUCUACCAUUUGCUGUGUUCAGGCCGCUUGCUGUUGCUGCAUGGCUUUGGUGUAGCGCUGAAAUCCUUCCCCCUUCUUGUUUCCUUGACAAUGCAUGUAGAGCCAGGCUGCUUCCCUCCGUCUCCUCCUGUAUAUCACUGUCUACUGCUACUGUUUCCGACUUUUAACUUUGUUUCUCUUUUCUCUCUUGUUCUUCUCUCCUGUCUCUUUCAACUUUGCCUCUUUACUUUGUAAUCUUUUUUUUUUCCCCCCUAUCUCUCUUCUUUUCACUCCUCUUUGCUCGCCUGGGACUCAGAGAGAAAGGUGGCCUUGGAGCUGUGUGUCUGAAGCCUAGUAGAGUAAAUCUGAUGAGACUUUCUACAGUGAGAAAAGAUUGUACAUCCCAGUUUUCCCUUUUUCUUUUUGAACACAGGACACUUGAGUAGAGAAAAGUGGCUUCCUUCUCUGUUUUGUUUUUCUUCCUUGAAUCAAGGAAACAACAGAAAAGAACUAGACAAUGUUGCAGUGACCUCUUUGUUUUUCUAUAAAGAGUCAAAUGUGGAAGAUUGCACUGCCGUGUGUCCUUCAGUGUGACGGACUGCUACAUGUGCACUAGUCUCUGCAGACUAAUGAUUAAAGUGCCAACGCUCACACAACCGCCUAAAGGGCAAUCUUAAACCAGAUUGAUGAAUUCAUUUUGGAUCUUGACUGCAGCCGGACCUUCUCUUGCUUUACAUGAUCAUAAAAUGGAGUGUUUUUGUAAAUGGGCAGCAUGAACUAGAAACAGCUUUCAUUCAAGCUCAUACAAAACAUUCUCAAAGCAUGUCAGCACCAAACAUUUCAACCUGCUAUCAGACUCAACAAUCACAAUGUGCAUGGAGCAAUCAAUCAGCCAAUCACCCCAAUUCCUUUAUCCAAUCAGAAAGGGGGACAGUGUUCUUUCUGUGGGCAUUUUAUUUGCCAGGAUGCCAACUGGACUUGGACAGGAAGCCGUGACAGCUGUGUGAUAUAGGCAUCUGUUGCCUGCCAAUCAUGAGUGGAGGUUGUGUGAUCUGAGAGCGAGAGAGGGGAAUCAUGGGAGUGUUCCAGGUCACCUAUAUGAAAGUUGGCCUCCACAGACUGACACCCUAAAAUAGACCCAUUCUGUUCAUCAUAGCUUGAGUCAUUUGUCGUAGUUUACUGAGAGUACAUCUUCACGCAUCGCUACCCAUCCUGCUCUGAAACAAAACAAAAGGAAAAACACGCUCACUUCACAGCUCAUUAUCAAUCUAUUACAGUGUUGUGUAUCUGCUUUCUGAGGAUGUAUUGUUUAUAAAUCUGACUCGACUAUAGGUGACCUGUGACCUGUCCAGUGCAUACAGAAGGUGUGCAGAUUUCUGUGUUGAACAUGAUGCUAAAGAUGAGACCCAAUGUUUUCCUCCUUUUUCACUUUUUACAUAAACCCAUUUGAUGUAAUUAAAUUCAUCAAGACUAA